Molecule: messenger RNA, 498 nt
Organism: Solenopsis invicta (red fire ant)
Lineage: Eukaryota; Metazoa; Arthropoda; Insecta; Hymenoptera; Formicidae
Product: putative OPA3-like protein CG13603
Exons: 2
Coding region: 1-498 (165 amino acids)
Biological process (GO): regulation of lipid metabolic process
Cellular component (GO): mitochondrion
Source: RefSeq, a predicted model, not a curated record
AUGAUGAUGCAAGGGUUUCCCGGUGCGAAUCUUAUUGGACUGAUUCUAAGACGAUUCACGCAACCGUUGUCAAAGGCGAUAGUGAGGCGUGUGAAGAAACAACCGCUUCUAAGAAAAUAUGUUCUGAUUCAACUGGGACGUUUCUAUUAUUGGUGCGAGAACAUGAUAAAAUGGCAAGAGAUUCCAGGGAAAAAAAGACCCGUUAAUGACGAGCACACAAUGGAACUCGGAACAACAUUGCUACUCGAGACAUUAGUCUUCGGACUUUUAUGCAGCGUACUCAUAUACGAGACACAAAAGGCUGCAGAGAAAUCGCGCGUCGCAGAGCAGCUGAAAAUUCAGAAGCUCAACGACUUAGAGACAGAGAAGAAUCGAUUAAUGCAACGAGUCCAGGAUCAAGUGAUCUUGGCGAAGCAGCUCAAAGACUUCAUUGUGAAUUAUUCGAAACAAGUCGGAUGUACGUUACCGAGUGAUCCCGAGGAAGAGAAAAGCGAAUAG